Messenger RNA from Ruditapes philippinarum (Manila clam), 735 nucleotides. RefSeq lists its product as uncharacterized. Gene Ontology annotation, molecular function: protein binding. The transcript is spliced from 7 exons. Bases 1 to 735 code for a protein of 244 amino acids. The record is from RefSeq and is a predicted model, not a curated record. Lineage: Eukaryota; Metazoa; Mollusca; Bivalvia; Venerida; Veneridae.
AUGGGCUGUAACCCACGGAAUAUUGCAAGAUUUGCAAGGAGGAGAGAUGUUGUUGACCUUAUUGACAAGCACUAUAUCAAGAUAUUGCGGAGCUCGGAUAUGGAAUGUCUAAUUGAGAUGGCAGUUUGUGGUUAUGACAGUUUGAUGAUCACACACAAUUACAGGGAUACAUUUAUAUAUGCAUCAGGCAAUGAAUCAGAUGAAGUUCUGAAGUUUACACAGUGGCUGCCAACCUUCCAGGAAGAGGUGAAGGAGAUACAGGAUGUUAUAAAAGAUGGUGCUUUGAGAGAGAUGAGAAGAGUCUUUGAGUAUUCUCACACACCAGAACUUAUCAUUAGAACCAGGGAUAAGGCCAUGAGGACACCCCUCAUGUUAGCAGUAUUGUAUCAAAGAGAUGAUGUAGUGCAGUUCUUUCUGAGCUCACCAUAUGAUGUUGAAAUAGAUGGCCAAGAUUGUUGUAACAGGACAGCCUACCAUUUUGCUUGUUGUUCAACAUCUGAAGUAGGUAGAAAGAUACAAGAAUACUUGAUAGAUGCUGGAGUUGACACAACUCUUCAAGAUGUGAGAGGAGAGACAGGUGAAGAGUUUGGAACCAAACGUGGCCCGGAAUUUUUAGAGAAAGAAAGGAAAGCUUGUUACGGCAUGGUCCAAGAACUGGCAUGCGCUGAUAAAGUAUGUUUUUGUAAAAGAUUUAUAUCCCUUGUUACUCAGAGCACUUUUUAUGUUGAUUUUUAA